Penicillium cataractarum is the source of this 1464-nucleotide messenger RNA. Its product is annotated as glycoside hydrolase superfamily. The record is from RefSeq and is a predicted model, not a curated record. NCBI's taxonomy places the organism in Eukaryota, Fungi, Ascomycota, Eurotiomycetes, Eurotiales, Aspergillaceae. Bases 1 to 1464 code for a protein of 487 amino acids. Gene Ontology annotation, molecular function: hydrolase activity, hydrolyzing O-glycosyl compounds. The transcript has a single exon.
AUGGCUGUCAUAUUCUCUCGAGUGGUUGCCCCAGCAGCCCUCAUUUGGCUACUAUUGCCCUUCGCCCAUGGAGAACAGAUUACUAAAAUUACCACCGACCAAAAUCCAGGCAAAUGGGAAGGAUGGGGAGUUUCUUUAGCGUGGUGGGCAAAUAUCUUCGGCGACCGCGAUGAUCUAGCCGACAUAUUCUUCACCAAGAAGUCUACCUAUUGGAGUCAGGGUAACCAGACACUUCCCGGUCUUGGCCUGAAUAUUGUCCGUUACAAUGCAGGUGCUUGUUCGUCGAGUACAGUCAACGGCUCCACAAUCUCCUUGUCAUCCAGCAUCCCAGUUGCGAAGCAGAUAGCCGGAUACUGGCUCGAUGGCGAAAGUAUCCAUCCUGCUUCGAGUAGUUGGGACUGGACAAUGGACGCCAACCAACGCUCCAUGAUGCUGAAAGCCCAGUCACGAGGCUCUAAUAUCUUCGAGCUUUUUUCAAACUCACCAAUGUGGUGGCAGCUCAGCAACCACAAUCCUAGUGGAUCAUCCAGUGGCGGAGACAAUCUACCGGCGUCUCAGUACCAGAACCACGCUAUAUAUCUAUCCACGAUUGCCAAAUACGCCCAUGACCACUGGGGCGUCACUUUCAACUCUAUCGAGCCUUUCAACGAGCCUGCUGCUAGUUGGUGGAAGUCCACCGGUACCCAGGAGGGCUGUCAUUUUGAUGCCACCUCCCAGAAGGCUCUCAUCCCUAUCCUUCACCGGGAGAUGCAGAUCCGGGGCCUGAGCAAAACCAUCAUUUCCGCAUCUGAUGAAAACUCAUUCCAGGCGGGUUUAAACUCAUGGAAUACCAUCACAGAGGAAACAGAGAAAUCCUACGUCGGCCGGAUGAACGUGCAUGGAUACCAAGGUUCCAGUGGACCACGCUAUUCACUCCAGCAAGCCGCUCGUAAAAUCGGCCAGGGCGUCUGGGAUAGCGAGUACGGUGAUAAGGAUGCCAGCGGCGAUACUCUUCUCCAAAAUCUGAUGCGGGAUAUCCAGCUCCUACAGCCUACGGCUUGGGUACACUGGCAAGCAAUCGAUGGAUCGGGUUGGGGACUCAUCAAGGGUGAUAUCAACAGCAAAACCCUUACAAACGCGAGCCACAAGUACUUCGAAUUGGCACACUUAACUCGCCAUAUCCUUCCUGGCAUGCAAAUUGUCAAUACAACCAGCAGCAAUGUCGUUUCGGCAGUCAACGAGCACACCAAGACCCUGGCUAUUAUUGCAGCAAAUUGGAAUGAUACUCAGACUCUCACUUUUGAUCUAUCUGCCUUGUCUCAGGUCCCGGCUGAUGGAACCCAAGUCAGGAGUUGGAUCACGGACCGUGCGGGGGAUAAGCUUUAUGCGAGGGGCGAGAACCUUGUUAUUUCAGGGAAGUCGUUUUCUACUGACUUUGAGACUGGUACAGUGAUGACGUUUGAGGUGGAUGGUGUUUCUAUUUGA